GAUCUGCUAUAGUGACCACGAAAAUUAUUGAACAGCUUUCACAUCUUCUUCAGUCACAUAGAACUCUCUCUACAUUGCAAAUCUAUCACAUGAACACCAAAUAAAAUGCUCACAAACAUGUCAAUUAACUAACCAAUCCUUACCCUCAACAUUGUACAAACUGUCUUUUAAAAAAAAGAUUUAUAUAAGCUUACAGUGAUGAUGACAAUGGCUUUACAACUUCAUCAUUUUCCAUUACUUUAUUCAUCUUCUUCAUAUUCUGUAGAUACCCGUUUCCAUUUUGGAUACUAUAAUCAUCAAAAACUAUGUUCAAGAACAAGAUUGAGUAGUUUGUGCUUACAUGGUAACAGUAAUGGAAGGUGGAGAAGGAAGAGGAAGAAGAGUGGGUUGUUCGUUGGUAGAGAAGACAUUGAACUGCGCGUCUUAGACGACGAAGAUGAUGAAGAAGAUGAGGAUGAAGAUGAGGAAGAUGCGCCACCUCCUUCACCGGAAGAGCUUCAAUACAUUGAAGAAAUUAAAAGGGUGUUGAAUCUUCUCAAGAAAAAUAGAGACAUGAUGUUUAAUGAGGUUAAGUUGACAAUAGCGAUUGAGGACCCCCGAGAAGUUGAGAGAAGGAGGCUACUUGGCAUCGAAGAUCUUGAUGCCCCCACCAGAGAGGACUUGGCUGAAGCUCUAGAACAAGUGAAUGAAGGUAAAGUCCCGAGAAAUCGUGUUGCACUAAAAAUGCUAGCAGAGGAAAUGACGGUUUGGCCUAAUUUAGAGGUUGAAAUAAAAAAGACCAAGCCAAAGAAAUCCCUAUAUGCAAAAGUAACCGACAUUGGUGUAGAUCCUCGAGAAGCUGCUAAAAGAUUGAACGUCGAUUGGGACUCAGCUGCAGAGAUUGAAGAGGUUGACAAAAGCAAUGAAACGGAAGUGCCUGCAGUUUUGGGUUAUGGAGCGUUAUACUUGGUGUCGGCUUUCCCGGUUAUCAUCGGUAUUUCAGUAGUAUUAAUUUUAUUCUAUAAUUCUCUUCAGUAGUGUGAAUAUCAUGUAGAUGAACUAAUGUGAAAAGAGAAAUGUAUAUGUUUGCUUGAGCCAAUGUUAUGACAAGUCUCUACAAUGGUUUCUUCUUUAUGCAA
Messenger RNA from Mercurialis annua (annual mercury), 1118 nucleotides. Its product is annotated as ycf3-interacting protein 1, chloroplastic. NCBI's taxonomy places the organism in Eukaryota, Viridiplantae, Streptophyta, Magnoliopsida, Malpighiales, Euphorbiaceae. Bases 199 to 1017 code for a protein of 272 amino acids. The transcript is spliced from 6 exons. Gene Ontology annotation, biological process: photosystem I assembly; response to photooxidative stress. Gene Ontology annotation, cellular component: chloroplast thylakoid membrane. The record is from RefSeq and is a predicted model, not a curated record.